UAUAUGUAAGCUACAAACUAAAAACUUAAUCACUAUUUUAAAGGUUACAAGCGAAUAUUAAAAUUUCUUGAUACGUUGUAAACGGAUUGUUGGAUUGUUUAUUUACAUUUGUUUUCUAUAAUGUGGACAUUUUGAAAUUAGAAUUUCUCUGACUGAUCACUUUUUAUUCAAGUGAAAAUUUUGAGAAUGUAUUCUGUGAUAUUCAAGCAAGAACAGGCUCAUGAUGAUAGCAUAUGGUGUUGUGCUUGGAAAAAAGGAAAGCAAGAUAACUUAAAUCAUAUUGUUACAGGAGGAGUUGAUGAUGUGGUCAAAUCUUGGAAAUGGGAUGAAGAAAAAUUAGAUCUUCGUCAUAUAUUUGAAGGCCAUGCUUUAGGAGUUGUUUCAGUUGAUAUCAAUGAUGAUGGUUCAAUUGCUGCAUCUAGUUCUUUAGAUAGUCAGAUUAGGGUAUGGGAGUUACAUUCUGGUCAAGAAUUGAAGAGUAUUGAUGCUGGUCCAGUUGAUGCUUGGACUGUUACAUUUUCUCCUGAUUCCAAAUACAUUGCCACAGGCAGCCAUGGAGGCAAAAUAAAUUUGUAUGGUGUAGAAACUGGAAAACUUGAAUCUUUUUUAGAAACUAAAAAAUUCACUUUGAGUGUAGCUUUUAGUCCUGAUGGUAAAUAUCUUGCCAGUGGUGCUAUUGAUGGAAUAAUUAAAGUGUUUGAUAUAGCUGCUGGAAAGCUUGUCCACACAUUAGAAGGUCAUGCUAUGCCAAUUCGUUCUUUAACAUUUUCCAAAGAUUCUUCGAUGCUUAUAACUGCUUCUGAUGAUUGUCACAUUAAAAUUUAUAAUGUACAACAUGCACAUUUAAUAGGUACUUUAUCUGGACAUGGAUCAUGGGUUCUUCAAGUUGAUUGUUCUCCAAAUAAUACACAUUUUGUUUCAAGUUCAUCUGACAAAACUGUAAAAGUUUGGGAAAUAGCCUCCAAAGAGUGUAUUCAUACUUUUAAUGAACAUUCUGACCAAGUGUGGUGUGCAAAAUAUAAUCACAAUGGAAGCAAGAUCGUGUCUGUUUCGGAUGACCGGACUAUUAACAUUUAUGACUGCCCAGUGUAAAUGAGCUUAAAUGUAAUCCAAUUUUAAGUAUGUAUUGAAUAUGUAAUAAAAUGUGCCACUUGAUAA
This is a messenger RNA of Parasteatoda tepidariorum (common house spider), 1158 nucleotides long. RefSeq names its product WD repeat-containing protein SL1-17. Lineage: Eukaryota; Metazoa; Arthropoda; Arachnida; Araneae; Theridiidae. Gene Ontology annotation, cellular component: Cdc73/Paf1 complex. The record is from RefSeq and is a predicted model, not a curated record. Gene Ontology annotation, molecular function: protein binding.